CAGAUUCUCACAACUCCGUGCUGUGUGCUGCAGGCUGGUCUUGAACCCUGAGCUCUGGCUGAGAGAAUGGGGGCGGACGGGGAAACAGUAGUCCUGAAGAACAUGCUCAUUGGUGUCAACCUGAUCCUUCUGGGCUCCAUGCUUAAGCCGUCAGAGUGUCAGCUGGAGGUCACCACGGAAAGGGUCCAGAGACAGGCAGUGGAGGAGGAAGGAGGCGUUGCCAACUACAACACAUCAGGCAAAGAGCAGCCCGUGGUCUUCAACCACGUGUACAACAUUAAUGUGCCCCUGAACAGCCUCUGCUCCUCGGGGCUGGAGGCCUCGGCGGAGCAGGAGGUGAGUGCCGAGGACGAGGCGCUGGCAGAGUACACGGGCCACACCUCAGACCACGAGAGCCGGGUCACCUUCACCCACAAGAUCAACCUCCCCAAGAAGGCCUGCCCGUGUGCUGGCUCGGCCCAGCUGCUGCAGGAGCUGCUGAGCCGGAUUGAGAUGCUGGAGAGGGAGGUGUCGCUGCUGCGGGAACAGUGCGAAGGCAACUGUUGCCAAGGAAGUGCUGCCACAGGACAACUGGACUAUAUCCCUCACUGCAGUGGCCAUGGCAACUUUAGCCUCGAGUCCUGUGGCUGCAUCUGCCAUGAAGGCUGGUUUGGCAAGAACUGCUCAGAGCCCUACUGCCCGCUGGGCUGCUCCAGUCGGGGUGUGUGUGUGGACGGCCAGUGCAUCUGUGACAGCGAAUACAGCGGGGAUGACUGCUCCGAACUCCGGUGCCCAACAGACUGCAGCUCCCGGGGGCUCUGUGUGGAUGGGGAGUGUGUCUGUGAAGAGGCCUACACGGGCAAGGACUGCAGCGAGCUGAGGUGCCCUGGGGACUGUUCAGGGAAGGGGAGAUGUGUCAAUGGUACCUGCUUAUGCCAGGAGGGCUACGUCGGUGAGGACUGCGGCCAGCAGCGGUGUCUGAACGCCUGCAGUGGGCGAGGAUACUGCCAGGAGGGACUGUGCAUCUGUGAAGAGGGCUACCAGGGCCCUGACUGCUCAGCAGUUGCCCCUCCAGAGGACUUGCGAGUGGCUGGUAUCAGCGACAGGUCCAUUGAGCUGGAAUGGGACGGGCCGAUGGCAGUGACGGAAUAUGUGAUCUCUUACCAGCCGACGGCCCUGGGGGGCCUCCAGCUCCAGCAGCGGGUGCCUGGAGAUUGGAGUGGUGUCACCAUCACGGAGCUGGAGCCAGGUCUCACCUACAACAUCAGCGUCUACGCUGUCAUUAGCAACAUCCUCAGCCUUCCCAUCACUGCCAAGGUGGCCACCCAUCUCUCCACUCCUCAAGGGCUGCGAUUCAAGACAAUCACAGAGACUACCGUGGAGGUGCAGUGGGAGCCCUUUUCAUUCUCCUUUGAUGGAUGGGAGAUCAGCUUCAUUCCAAAGAACAAUGAAGGAGGGGUGAUUGCUCAGCUCCCCAGUGAUGUUACAUCCUUCAAUCAGACAGGACUAAAGCCUGGGGAGGAAUAUAUUGUCAAUGUGGUGGCUCUGAAAGAGCAAGCCCGGAGCCCUCCUACCUCGGCCAGCAUCUCUACUGUCAUUGAUGGCCCCACGCAGAUCCUGGUUCGUGAUGUCUCCGACACCGUGGCCUUCGUGGAGUGGACCCCCCCUCGAGCCAAAGUCGACUUUAUUCUCUUGAAGUAUGGCUUGGUGGGUGGGGAAGGCGGGAAGACCACCUUCCGGCUGCAGCCUCCCCUGAGCCAAUACUCAGUGCAGGCCCUGCGGCCCGGCUCCCGGUACGAGGUGUGGGUCAGCGCAGUCCGCGGGACCAACGAGAGCAAGUCCACGACCACCCAGUUCACAACAGAGAUCGACGCCCCCAAGAACCUGCGGGUUGGUUCCCGAACGGCAACCAGCCUUGACCUUGAGUGGGACAACAGCGAAGCAGAGGUUCAGGAGUACAAGGUCGUGUACAGCACCCUGGCAGGCGAGCAGUACCACGAGCUGCUGGUUCCCAAGAGCAUAGGUCCAACCUCCAGAGCCACCCUCACAGAUCUGGUACCUGGCACUGAGUAUGGAGUUGGAAUAUCCGCCAUCCUGAACUCACAGCAAAGCGUACCAGCCACCAUGAAUGCCAGGACUGAACUUGACAGUCCCAGAGACCUCAUGGUGACAGCCUCCUCAGAGACCUCCAUCUCCCUCAUCUGGACCAAGGCCAGUGGCCCCAUUGACCACUACCGAAUUACCUUUACCCCAUCCUCCGGGAUCGCCUCAGAAGUCACUGUGCCCAAGGACAGGACCUCGUACACACUGACAGAUCUAGAGCCUGGGGCAGAGUACAUCAUUUCAAUCACUGCUGAGAGGGGUCGGCAGCAGAGCUUGGAGUCCACCGUGGAUGCCUUCACAGGCUUCCGCCCCAUCUCCCAUUUGCACUUUUCUCAUGUGACCUCCUCCAGUGUCAACAUCACCUGGAGUGACCCAUCCCCACCAGCAAACAGACUCAUUCUCAACUACAGCCCCCGAGAUGAAGAGGAAGAGAUGAUGGAGGUCUCCCUGGAUGCCACCAAGAGGCAUGCAGUCCUGAUGGGCCUGCAGCCGGCCACUGAGUACAUUGUGAACCUGGUGGCAGUCCAUGGUACAGUGACCUCUGAGCCCAUCGUGGGCUCCAUCACCACAGGAAUUGAUCCCCCCAAAGACAUUACAAUCAGCAAUGUGACCAAGGACUCGGUUAUGGUCUCCUGGAGCCCUCCUGUUGCAUCUUUUGAUUACUACCGAGUAUCAUAUCGGCCAACACAAGUGGGACGGCUGGACAGCUCAGUGGUGCCCAACACUGUGACAGAAUUCACCAUCACCAAGCUGUACCCUGCUACCGAAUACGAAAUCAGCCUCAACAGUGUGCGGGGCCGGGAGGAGAGUGAACGCAUCUGCACUCUCGUGCACACAGCCAUGGACAACCCUGCGGAUCUGACUGCCACCAACAUCACUCCAACAGAAGCCCUGCUGCGGUGGAAGGCACCAGUGGGUGAAGUGGAGAACUACGUCAUUGUUCUCACACACUUUGCAGUUGCUGGAGAGACCAUCCUGGUUGAUGGAGGGAGUGAGGAGUUCCAGCUGGUUGACCUGCUUCCCAGUACCCACUAUACUGUCACUUUGUAUGCCACCAGUGGGCCUCUCACCAGUGGCACCAUCAGCACCAACUUCUCUACCCUCCUGGACCCUCCUGCAAACCUAACAGCCAGUGAAGUCACCAGACAAAGUGCCCUGGUCUCCUGGCAGCCACCCAGAGCAGAGAUCGAGAACUACGUCUUGACCUACAGAUCCACGGAUGGAAGCCGCAAGGAGCUGAUUGUGGAUGCAGAAGACACAUGGAUCCGACUGGAGGGCCUAUCAGAAAGCACAGACUACACAGUGCUCCUGCAGGCGGCCCAGGACACAGCGCGGAGCAGCAUCACCUCCACGGCCUUCACCACAGGGGGCCGGAUAUUCCCUCAUCCUCAAGACUGUGCCCAGCAUUUGAUGAAUGGAGACACUCUGAGUGGGGUUUACACCAUCUUCCUCCAUGGAGAGCUAAGCCAGAAGUUACAGGUUUACUGUGACAUGACCACGGACGGGGGUGGCUGGAUUGUAUUCCAGAGGCGGCAGAAUGGCCAAACUGAUUUUUUCCGGAAAUGGGCGGAGUACCGUGUUGGCUUCGGGAACCUGGAGGAUGAGUUUUGGCUGGGGCUGGACAACAUACACAGGAUCACAUCCCAGGGCCGCUACGAGCUGCGUGUGGACAUGCGGGACGGCCAGGAGGCCGCCUUCGCCCACUACGACAAGUUCUCUGUCGAGGACAGCAGAAGCCUGUACAAACUGCGCAUAGGAGGCUACAACGGCACUGCAGGGGACUCCCUCAGCUACCAUCAAGGACGCCCUUUCUCCACAGAGGACAGAGACAAUGAUGUUGCAGUUACCAACUGCGCCAUGUCAUACAAGGGGGCUUGGUGGUAUAAGAACUGCCACCGAACCAACCUCAAUGGAAAAUAUGGGGAGUCCAGGCACAGUCAGGGGAUCAACUGGUACCAUUGGAAAGGCCACGAGUUCUCCAUCCCCUUUGUGGAAAUGAAGAUGCGCCCCUACAACCACCGUCUCACGGCGGGGAGGAAACGGCGGUCCUUGCAGUUCUGAGUAGUGGGAGGCUGCGAGCCAACUGACCUUUUCUGUCAUUUGUUUGUAUUUUAUAAUAUGAAGCAAAGGGUGGGGGGUAAUAGUAACGUGCUUUGCAACAUAUUAAGAGUGUUUAAAGGAAGAAGGAUGUAGCAGGAAUCAGUUGAGGUUCAGCCGCUCAUGGUUUCUGCUGCCCCUGGGCCUGACCCUCAGUCUCCAUUCUCCCCCUGCCCAGUCAUCCUUAACCUUCCCCUCUUUUCCCACCAAGGAGGAAAAGUGGGAAGCCUUCUUAAAAGAUCAAUUCAAAGGCAAGUCCUGGAGUCAGACUGUCAUGGUGACAGGCACGUGCCUUCUUUCCUUGCCCUCCUUCUGAGAUGCCCUACAUCCGGAUGUUCAUGCCUAGUCACUGCCUUUGAUGGCCAGGUUCUCACACUGGCCCAGAGAAGAAACCUCAGCAAGAGAGCUUUGCAAACAACUCCCCUUAAGAGAAAACACAUUAACUUCACUCUGUCCCGACAAGCCAAGUCCUCUUAAAUGGGCCAAAGAUUCUCAUCUUCUGACACUCUUACUCUUACCAGCUGAGUGUCCUCUGUUACCUUUUGAGAGUUCUGGCCUCCUUUCCAGCCCCAAUCGAUCCUGUGCCUACUUGCAUCCUACCCUGAGACCCCCAUGGCCCCACAAGCCCAACCUCUGCUUGAACUCUAGUUCCUGAGGCAUCCGUUGCCCAUGCCUGGCCCUGAGCUGCACGGUGGCUGUGUCCCUAUGGGUCAUAAAUCACUGCCCCCUCCCUCAGGUCAGAGAGCAACUUUCUUUGGGAGUGGGAAGGGGAGAUGGUUGUGAGUUUUAGCACGUUGGGGUCAGGCAUUAAGGAAAGGACAGAAGAAGUGGAAAUCAGGGCACCUGCCAUUGAGAUGACAGGUCCCGUGGGGAACACAGAUCUUACCUAGCUCCAUUUUCUCUAU
Ceratotherium simum simum (southern white rhinoceros) is the source of this 5084-nucleotide messenger RNA. It is a transcript of the gene TNR, whose product is annotated as tenascin R. Gene Ontology annotation, molecular function: protein binding. The record is from RefSeq and is a predicted model, not a curated record. NCBI's taxonomy places the organism in Eukaryota, Metazoa, Chordata, Mammalia, Perissodactyla, Rhinocerotidae.